Molecule: messenger RNA, 2248 nt
Organism: Arvicanthis niloticus (Nile rat)
Lineage: Eukaryota; Metazoa; Chordata; Mammalia; Rodentia; Muridae
Gene: Trim31
Product: tripartite motif containing 31
Molecular function (GO): zinc ion binding; protein binding
Source: RefSeq, a predicted model, not a curated record
GUUCUUGAGAGACAGUGAGGGAAGGCUGGCCAUCUGUUUUCUUCUCUUUAGAAUAUUCCCCACUUACAUCUGACUCUUUUCUGUCACUAUUUACUCAACCUCUCCCCCCACUUCCCUUGGCCUCCUCUAAUCCUCUCACUGAGAUUCUCUUCAACUUCUGCCUCCUGUUUCCUCCCUGCUUCCCAGCACCAGUGUCUGCCUUGGCUUUCUGGGCUUUCACAUCUCAGGUAGCCCCGCUGCUCCAUCAUGGCAGGCCAACAGCUGGCCAGCCAACUGCAGGAGGAUGUGACAUGCCCCAUCUGCAUGGAAAUUCUACAAGAACCUGUCACCAUUGACUGUGGGCACAACUUCUGCCUGCAGUGUAUCAGUCAGGUUGGGGAAACAUCAAAAAAUAUACAAUGUCCUCUCUGCAAACUCUCUGUGAGUAAGGAUACGUUCAGGCCCAAUAAGCUGCUGGCUAGUCUUGCAGAGAAGAUCCAGACUAUGGAUCCUGCUGACAUCCAACCAGAGAUGGAAUACUCAAGAUGUCAGAGGCACAAGGAAAAGCUACAUUACUUCUGCGAGCAGGACGGGGAGUUCCUCUGUGUGGUGUGUCGUGACUCCAAGGACCACAAAUCCCACAAUGUCACCUUGAUAGAUGAGGCUGCCCAGAAUUACAAGGUACAGAUUGAGUCACAGGCCCAGGAUUUGGAGCAAAAGGACAAGGAAAUAAUUGAAGAGAAAAAACGAGAUGAAGGGGCAAUCUGGGCGUUCAGGGCCCAGGUGGAUCUAGAGAAAAUAACGAUCAUUGAGAAAUUCAGGCUCCUGCGCCAGAGACUGGAUGAGGAAGAGAGUUUCCUCCUGUCCAGGCUGGACUGGCUGGAGCAUCAGGGAGCCAAGCAGUUGGGACAAUAUGUCACCGUGACAGAGAAGCAGCUGAACUCCCUAAGGGUGCUCACUAAGUCUUUGAAAAUAAGGCUGCAAUCAUCAUCCAUGGAGUUACUAAAGGACAUUAAAGACACCUUGAGCAGGAGUAAGGAAUUUCAGUUUCUCAAACCAACUCCAGUUCCUGUGGACCUGGAGAAAAAACGCAGUGAAGCAAAAGCAAGAAAUGAGUCCAUCAUAAAAACCCUGACAGAACUCAAAGACAACCUGAAGGCUGAAGGGAAGAAAGAUAAAGAAGCGUUCAUGAACAGCCUGAAUAAAAGCGAAAAGGAGAGCUGGAGCCUGUUACAGAAGAAUAACUCAAUGUUGCCUGCCUCAGUUCCUGUGACCCUGGACAAGGUCUCAGCUGAUGCAGACCUCACCUUUUCUCAGGAUCUAAAGAAAGUGACCUUGUACAUUGUGGGUGGAAAAGCUUCCAGUGGUCAGGCAAAACCUCGACCAUUCUACCCUUUCCACUGUGUGAGGGGUUCCCCAGGCCUCUCUUCAGGCCGCCAGGUGUGGGAAGCAGAAAUCCAGGGGCCCUCAGGUGGGGCAUGCAUAGUGGGUGUGGCUACAGAGUCAGCGAGAGGGUCCCAGAGUCAAAACUUCAGCACGCAGAGCUGCAUAUGGGCACUGCGGAUCUCACCCUCUGGAUGCCAGCCAUUCACCAACUGUAAAGCCCAAGAGCAUCUCCAGAUCUGUCUUAGGAAAGUGGGUGUCUACGUGAAUCAUGACUGUGGGGAGAUCGUCUUCUAUGAUGCCAUCACUGGCAAACACAUCUAUACUUUCCAAACUUCCUUUGACGGAAAGGUCUUCCCCCUUUUCGGGCUCCAAGUUGCCUGCAGCCAUAUCACCCUGAGCCCUUAGGGCUGCUCGUUUCUGGGUCCCUAGGUCUCUUCCCCACCUAUCCCUCAGGAUGGGAUGAGACAAAGUGAUAGGAGUGACGUGUAGCCUUACUCUGGCACCCUACACACACCUGAUGUUUCCUCUCCCUGCCUCCCCCGAGUAGAGAAGAUAGUGGAAUACCCUCAAAGACUAGACACAAGGUUUUUCAGCGCUGCACUUGGUAGCAUGACAUCAUGAAAGCCCUGCUGAGACACGGAUCCAAGGCGCUGUUCAACACUCUGGCUGCCGCUUUCUUCACUGUACUACCUGAAGCUCCUGUGACUCUCAUCCUUUCCUGAGAUUUGAGAACCAGAGGCUGUGCAGAGUCGGCCAAUUCCUUGCGGAUGCCCACUCUGUAGAUGAAGACAGUCUGCAAUCAGGAAUGCAACCCUUUGACAUUUCAAAGCAACGUUAUCCUCAACAGCUCUGUCUUCAAAUUAAAAACAAAAUUGUAAACCAC